CUGGACUCAGGCCGAUGCUGAGGCGCAGUGCGCAUGUGCUGCGCAAUGAUUUAGGGUCUGCUGGUUGCCAUCAAAACAGUAACGACGUUGUUCAAUUCUGUUGGCCCCAGCACAGCUGCAAGCUUUUGUGACAAGAGUUUGUCAAAGUGCUGGAUUAGCAGGGACCUGCUGGCUACGACGGCAGUGCAAUUCCCAGGCGGUUCUUUAAGCUGUUCAUGUGCACAACCAUAUUUGCAGCUCAAAACUUAGCCGUAUCUUUCAAAGAUUGCCAGUCUGCCAGCCUCCAUAAGUCUCCCUUGAUUGCUUUUCCUCUCCAGAUGCUUUGAAUCGUUUAGAAGUUCUCUGGGAGGUCUCCAAUGUCGGGGGCGUCCGAUGGCGCGUCUGGUUCUGGCAUGGCUGCUGAGAUUGGGAAGCUGCUCCAAUCCCCCCGCAUGUGCCAGGGCGCUCCAGUUGUCAUGUUCACAGGUAUGGGUGGGAACCGGCUGUAUGGACUCUUUCUGGAAGAAGGGCUGCUAAAGCUGCACCUGCGCCUGAUCUGUGUGGAUCGACCAGGGAGGGGCAAGACGACGCCGGUCGUCCCGGAGAAUUUGAAUGUGCUAAAUUUUGCAGACUGUGUGCUUGAGCUGCUGGACCGGCUGAACAUCGAGAAAUUCGGUCUUAUGGGCCACUCGUGCGGCUGCUUAUUUGCGGCUGGCUUGGCGGUGCGCGCCCCGGAGCGGGUGCGGGGCCGCAUGGUGCUCCUGGCGCCCUGGAACCUGGUCAGCUGCCCGGCCGUGCGUUGGAAGCUGAAGAUGUUGCACCAUCUUCCCGGGGGGCUCGUCGCGUACGGCAGCUCCCUGAUGGCCGCCAUGGUCGGCAGGUCUGCCGAGGCCGGGUUCCAAGAUGCUUACGGCCGGAAGUUCACACGAGAUCUGAGCGACCCGGAGCGGGCGUGCGUCUCCUCGCCGCGAGGGGCGGAGCUACACAAGCAGGCCAUGUUAAUCACUAUGGCUGAGGAUGGCAAGACGGCCAUGACCAACGACAUGCUGUUGUCUUUGGAAGUGUACCGGUCGAGCGACGUACACUACGAAGACGUCAGCAUCCCGGUAAUCGUCUACCAUGGUGACAAAGAUAAUGAGGUUCCACACACGUGUGCGACGUGGAUGAGGGACGUAAUGCCACGUUGCGAAGUGUUGAUCAAGCCGGGGGCGACCCACAGCAUACUGCUCGAUAUGGCAUUCAUGACCGACGUUGUACUUCCAAAUUUCUGUUCAGAGUAAGCCUUGGAUGGUCGAGUAUAGCUAGCGCGUUUCCUUCGUUUGGAUCCAGCCUUUCGGUUGGAAGAUAAGGUGCUAGAUCAGUUUACCGUGACAGAGAUCAGUAUCGUCCUUGCAUGACGACUAGAAAGAUCAUUCAUAUGUUAGCAGUCAUUACAUGGUAGAAGUAGAUCGUUGAGAUCAGAUCAUUCAUGGACGCUCGCAAGGAUCGACACCCGUACAAAAGCAUUCAAACAUACAGAACAUUCGAAGCAAUGGUUCAAUUUGCAAGUUUGUUUUGGGAACGGCAAUUGUGUGCUUUCGCUGUGGCCGCCAGCCAGCGUCAGUUGAGGCAGUUAUACACGCGCGCGCCGAUCUCAGUCAAACUCAGAUUCGAACAAAGAG
Messenger RNA from Klebsormidium nitens, 1640 nucleotides. NCBI's taxonomy places the organism in Eukaryota, Viridiplantae, Streptophyta, Klebsormidiophyceae, Klebsormidiales, Klebsormidiaceae. The record is from the annotation of a GenBank genome assembly.